AUGGCCACUACCCCGCUCCGCAUCGGCUACGUGCCGGAGCACUUCUCGACGCCCCUCCACUUCGCCAAGCAGUACUUCGGCCUCGACGCCACCCUGAUCCCCUUUCCCUCCGGGACGGGCCACAUGAUCACCGCCAUCCGCGGCGACGAGAUCGAUGUUGCCAUCGGCCUGACAGAGGGCUGGAUCGCCGGCCUCGGCAAGGAGGACGCCCCCGGCGACGGCGGCUACCGCCUCGUCGGCACUUACGUCGACACGCCGCUGUGCUGGGCCAUCUCGACUGGUGCUCAGCGCCCCGAGAUCGCCUCCGUCGCCUCCCUCAAGGGCGGCAAGAUCGGCGUCUCGCGCAUCGGCUCCGGCAGCCAGAUCAUGGGCUUCGUCCUCGCCGACCAGCACGGCUGGCUUGCCCCGGAUGCGGGCGCGCCCUUCUCGGAGACGGUCAUCCUCAACACCUUUGAGAACCUGCGCAACGCCGUCAACUCGGGCGCGGCCGACUUCUUCAUGUGGGAGCACUUCACCUCGAAGCGCUACUACGACUCGGGCGAGAUCCGCCGCGUCGGCGAGAUCUACACGCCCUGGAGCAGCUGGAAGAUCGUCGCGUCGACGGCGCUGGCCGGCGGCGAGGCCGGGCUGGACGCGCGCGUGAGGGACCUGUUCGAGAAGCUCGACAAGGGCGUGCGGCACUUCAACAAGAACCAGGACGAGGCCGUCAAGUACAUCAGCACGCACCUGGACUACUCCGAGGCCGACGCGCGGGAGUGGCUCAAGACGGUCAAGUUCACCGACGGCGUCGAGGGCGUGAAGCCCGAGGUCGUGGACAAGACCGUCGCCAUCCUGCGCAAGGCUGGCGUGCUGGUCGAGGGCAAGGGGAGACAGGCGGAGGACAUGGUGGUCAGGGGCUGA
Messenger RNA from Colletotrichum higginsianum IMI 349063, 900 nucleotides. Its product is annotated as ABC-type nitrate sulfonate bicarbonate transport systems periplasmic components-like protein. Lineage: Eukaryota; Fungi; Ascomycota; Sordariomycetes; Glomerellales; Glomerellaceae. The record is from RefSeq and is a predicted model, not a curated record. The transcript is spliced from 2 exons. Bases 1 to 900 code for a protein of 299 amino acids.